This is a messenger RNA of Nelumbo nucifera (sacred lotus), 561 nucleotides long. RefSeq names its product UDP-glycosyltransferase 92A1-like. Gene Ontology annotation, molecular function: UDP-glycosyltransferase activity. The record is from RefSeq and is a predicted model, not a curated record. NCBI's taxonomy places the organism in Eukaryota, Viridiplantae, Streptophyta, Magnoliopsida, Proteales, Nelumbonaceae.
AUGGAACUAGCAAAGGCUUUGGAGUCAAGCGGCAAAAUUUUCAUUUGGGUUCUUAGGCCACCGAUCGGAUUCGAUGUUAAUGAGGAGUUUAGAAUUGAAGAGUGGCUACCGGACGGAUUUGAAGAACGAAUGAGAGAGAGCAAUCGAGGGCUACUAAUCCGCAGAUGGGCGCCUCAAUUGGAAAUUCUGUCACAUAAUUCUACUUGUGCAUUUCUUAGCCAUUGUGGUUGGAAUUCAGUGCUGGAAAGUUUGAGGCAGGGAGUGCCGAUAAUAGGUUGGCCAUUGGCUGCAGAGCAAUUCUUUAACUCAAAACUGUUGGAGGAGAUGGAGGUGUGCGUUGAAGUUGCAAGAGCGAAUAGCUGCGAGGUCGGACACGAGCAGAUUGCGAGCGUGAUCGAAUUGGUGAUGGGUGGGACUGAGAAAGGAGAGAAGAUAAGAAGGAAAGUUUGCGCAGUGAAGGAGAUGAUAGAGGACGCUGUCAAUGAUGGUGAAAGUUACAAGGGCUCUUCUGUCAAGGCCAUGGACGGAUUUUUUGAUUUCUGUAGGAGGAAGAUUGAGUGA